This is a messenger RNA of Corticium candelabrum, 1826 nucleotides long. RefSeq lists its product as uncharacterized. The transcript has 8 exons. The record is from RefSeq and is a predicted model, not a curated record. NCBI's taxonomy places the organism in Eukaryota, Metazoa, Porifera, Homoscleromorpha, Homosclerophorida, Plakinidae. The coding region runs from base 27 to 1514 and encodes 495 amino acids.
CCACGUCCUCUCCAAUAAUCGAAGAUAUGUCUCUAGCAACGAGUAGUUUGAGACAGUCUUACAGACUUGCUGUUUGUCUCACACAUGUACAUCAGAAAGGACUCUCUUGUCAAUCGAAUGAGGUCGACAGUAGCAAAGUUGAGAGUGACAGACAUGUCGGUGAUUGGGAAAAGAUGAAGCAGCGAGGAACAAGAGUGUUUCAAGUGUGUUGUCUCGUAUUGCUGUUUGGAAUGAUGCUCCUUCCUACUGGUGCCUACUUGUCAUCUGUCGGCUUACCUACUACGAAUGACUCAACAUCAAAUGAAUCAUCUGAUCUAUCGAGCUCUUUCCAGAGUAUUUUGCAAGUGAAUUCUAGUAGGCAUAGCUAUUGUCGGUCUCCAUUGAGGAGAGCUGAUAAUGGUGAUUGUUACUUCCCUUGUGGUGAAUGGACGUGGUUGCCUGCAGUUGAAGAGAGAAGCGAGAAACCUGUCCUCUUCUUAGAAGCUAUUGUACAUUUUCUUAUUGGAGUUGCUGUAGUCAUUACGUGGAUCAAGCUAAGACAUACAUUAUGGCAGUUUCCUCAUAUCAUGUCCUUCUACAUGAUGGUGAACACGUUUCUGUUUGGCCUAACGGAUGUAGCUGAAAUUAUAAGCAGUGAAUCUGAUGUCCAUUGCACCCAUCAAGAUUUGCUAGAAUCAGUGAAGAAUCCAUCUUCGUAUUGCAUAAUCAUAAGUAUGGUGUUUCAAUAUACAAUUCUUUCAUUUACCUGUUGGUGGAUCUGUUCAGCAAUCAAUCUUUGGCAGAUCAUCCGUAGACCGUCACAAGCUCGUUUCUUCUCAAAUCGAGCAAAGGUAAAGGUUCAUAUUAUUGAGUCGUUGAUAUCGUGGUUGCUCCCUGCUGUUCUUGUGAGUGUGCCAUACAUGACUGGAACGUCGUUCAAAGGUGGUGUUGAUCAUCCUCGUUGUGCGCCUGCUUCUAAAGAACUGGCAUAUGUUACACUGGGAUUACCGAUGCAAUUGGGAUCGUUUCUUCUUGUGGUGUUGCUGUCUGAUGUUGCAAUUGGAUUAAAUCAGGCUGUUAAGAGGCGAAGAAAACUACAAACUGAAUCUUCAAACUCCAUGCUACAUGCUAAUACUAAUCAAGUGAAUGAGAUACGUGUGUUGCGGUGGAGAUUCUAUUUGUUGGCAAUCAUGACACCAAUCGUCUCAACUCUUCUGUUUAUCUGUUUCGGACUGAAAGCUCGAAAUUUUGAAGUUAUAUUGUUUUAUGUAAAGGAGUACUAUAAUUGCUUGAAGAAUCAGCCCGACAGCUGGGACUGUCCUCAAACAUUUCUUGAUUAUCAAUACCCAGUCUUCACCAUUAUUUCCCGCUUAGUGCUAAUUCUAUAUUCAAUCACUCUUUUACCAUACGUAUUUCUAUCCAAAGAAGCGAGAAGUGUUCUACCUUGGAGUUGUUGUGUCAGGAGGCAUCGGCAAAACAAACUUAUUAAGGACCAGUCAAGUGAUGUCCAUACCACGUCAGUUCAGUUGGUCUAGUCAGUGAUCUCGAAUUGAACCAUACAGCAUACCGAGUUGCUAACAUGUACAGUCUACAGCGUAAGCAUUGAAAUUUAAAUCAGUAUCAACUACAGUGUAUAUCAUAUUAUUUCAACAGUUUUUUAAAUGUUUUUAUCAUAUUCAGGCCCAUGACGUCAUAGCAUGCAAUGACUGACAGUAAUUUUGAAGGCAUCUACAUGUACAUGUAUACAGUGUAUAUGAAUUGCUGUAAUCACUCAAGUUUUAACCUAAGAACUGAAUUUUGUACAUGAUUCUAAAUUGUUUCUUAGAGAAUCCAACUCAUGUCAUCUA